This is a messenger RNA of Plasmopara halstedii, 909 nucleotides long. Its product is annotated as NLP-like protein. The record is from RefSeq and is a predicted model, not a curated record. The transcript has a single exon. Bases 1 to 909 code for a protein of 302 amino acids. Lineage: Eukaryota; Oomycota; Peronosporomycetes; Peronosporales; Peronosporaceae.
AUGCACCUAACUACUUUUCUAUUUGGUGCAGUCGCUGUGCUCGCAACAGUUCGUGUUGAUGCCUAUUCUUUCGACUUAGACGAAGAUGAUGACAAAAACAAGCUGAUCGACUCGGAUGAUGACAAAAUCGACUACCUUGACUCGAAAGAUGAUAUCAAAAGUGGCAAAUCAACUAACCCAUACGUGGAUGACACUCCUGACUCGAUAGACCUACAGUCUGAUCCAUCCCAAAUUGUUUUUCUUGGUGCAGACUCUGUUCAUCCAUUCCCCAGGACUAAGGCUCGUACUUCAUCUCAAAAGAGCGCUCUCAUGUUCCAACCGCAACUUUAUAUUGAGGACGGAUGCCAUCCAUACCCCGCAGUGCAGUCGAAUGGUUCGCUCAACGCCGGACUUGAGUAUGAACUAUUUCGUGAUCCUACAUGCGAAGGAUCUCCUUUGGGAUCACAGGUGUACUCACGGUCAAGUUGGUACCAAAUGAAGUGGGCUACCAUAUACACUUGGUAUUUUCCAGUGGCCUAUGAUCAUGCUUCUCCAUUUUCCACAGGUCACCGUCACUACUGGUUGUGGGCCAUUGUAUGGACAACUGAUCCAAACCCGGCCGAAGGGCAUUUUCUAGCUGUGUCCAUGUCUGGGAAUUUUGGAAUCUCAUCAUAUACGUUGCCACAUAUAAAGCAUCUUGUCAAUGGCACAACCGUCUUGCUUAAGUCUCAUAAGAGUUUGAUGAGCGCAAGACUGGCCCUUGAUUUGACUGAAAAAAGUGGUGAGAAAGAAGAUCUCAUCACUUGGGAAGAGCUUACUCCGGAGGCACGAGCGGCUCUGUCAUCUGUUAAACGAACUGAAGCGACGGCUAAUUCACCGCUACAGGAUAACAAAUUCUUUUCACUAUUGGAAAAGGCGUAUCCGUGGUAA